UUCCGGCAAGUCAGAACCCCUCCGCUUACUUGCCUCGCCUCCAGUUGAGCAAUGCUGACAGCUAUGAGCAAUAGUUUAUAAUACUUACAAACAAUAAUUAAUUUUUUCCCACUGGUUCUACAGUUUCAACGCCAUUCCGGAUCACAACCCGUUAAUAAUGUACAUGGAGUCGUGGUCAACAAGGUGGAUAUAGCAGGCGUGCAUUUGUGUUUAUGUGUGCUGAUCUGCUAAAGAUGGACAACAAACCGUGAUGAGCCGGCCAGUUUGCGCUGAAACUACCCAGGAAGGUCAAGGCGUUGCGAGUGGGCCGAAGGGUGUCUGGCAAUCUGUACUGUGGUGGCACCCUUACAGCCUUGAUGCACAAAGUAGAACUCAAGACACAACAACAAUUAAGAAAAUAUCCACCACUUAGACCUGUACUGCUGGGGUCAACUCAAUCUCAGAUUUAAAUCUUCUCCCGUCAUGAUGAAUACAGUCAGAGGUGGUACAGUUACCUGGCGACCACAGCCGUGGCAGGAUGCAGACAGAGGGGGUGGAGAGCCUCUCUCGGAUAGCGACUCGGAGGAAGAAGAUUUUCCAGAUGACCACUCGACUCCUUUGGGGGAGUAUGUGACUCAGGGGUUAAAGCAGCUACUUGAUGCUCAGCAGCUGUGUGAUGUCACACUAUUGGUGGAGGGAAAGAAGUUCAUGUGUCACAGGGUUCUUUUAGCAGCAGUCAGUCCAUAUUUUCGCGCCAUGUUUACCAGCCCUCUUGUAGAGUCUCGUCUCGCUGAGAUCCGAUUGGAGGAAGUGACACCCUCUGUUAUGGAGACAGUUAUUCACUUUGUUUAUACUGGGGAAGCAGAUCUUAGUCUUGACACCGCAGAAGAUUUAUUUGUGGCAGCCAAUCGUCUACAAGUGAUGCCCUUGCAGGACCUUUGCUCCAGAUUCCUUUUUGAACACCUCUCUGUGGAGAAUUGCCUGGGUAUGUACUCUCUGGCUCGUUCACAUCAUGAUCAGCUACUUCUUCGGGCUUCUUUGCGACUUGUUGGCCAGCAUUUCCCUCGAGUGGCCCGGCAGAGGGAUUUCCUCCUGUUGGACCCAGGCACUCUUGGCAGCUUGUUAGAGUCUGACCGAUUAGGUGUGGAAUCAGAGACGGAAGUUUACGAUGCAGCAAGACGCUGGGCAGAAUACCAGCCUGCUGAUCGCUACAUUCACAUGCCCAAAUUGUUACGCCAUUUACGCCCUGGUCUUUUGGGCCCUAAAGAAAGCCACCGUCUGAACCAAGAACUUGGGCCUCGGGCCAGUACUGAAGGCAUGGGAGGACCACUGAGGCCGCGAGAAGGCAUGUUCGAGAAGAAAAUAGUUUGUGUGGAUCUUAAACCAAGGGAAGAUGAGUCUUUACAGAAAAAAGACUUCACAGUAGAUUGCUUUGACCCACGUACAGGAAUGUGGGAGAAGUUGUCAGCCUUGGGCUCAUUGCUUUGCCCCGGCUGCACUGCUGUUGGAGGUCGCUUGUUUGUGGCGGGUGGAAUUCUGCGGUCAGGCCAAGUGUCAUCAUCACUGCAUGAGUACGAUGUCGUGCUAAACCGCUGGAUUGCACGGCCAUUGCUGGCUGAACCACGUGCAAUGUUGGGGCUGCUUGGCUGCGGAGGUUUCUUAUAUGCUCUGGGUGGCUGUAACCGAUCAGCGUUUCUAGACACAUGUGAAAGAUUUGACCUUAACACACUCACCUGGGCAUCAGGACCUCGUUUGCCAUUGCCGUUGCGCUCUUUUGCUUGCGCUGCCCUCCGUGGUCGCCUCUACUUGCUUGGGGGUACCACUUUGGAGCAGAGUAGGGCUGUGGUGCAUGCAGGCGUGCUUAUAUACCACACUGUUACACGGACCUGGAGCCGUGUUGCUCUAGACUCUGGCGCCACCUGCCUGGCUGGAGGAGUAGCAGUACGUGGUGGUGUUUGUGCUAUCGGGGGUUACUUGCGUGAUGCAGCUAAGUUCCUAGAUGGCAACUACACCCAGGCUGAACCACUAGAUGCUACAGGACGUGUGUUGUUCUUUCGAGAAGGACGAGGAUCGGCGAUGGAGCGGGAGGUGCCUGUCCCAGCAGACCGAGGGGGUGGUAGCGACCGUGCCCCCAGUCCUGUGGUUUUUCCAGGCUUGCCAAGGCGCAUUGCUGCCGGAGGUGUGGCUAGAUGGAAGCGCAGGAUUUAUGUAUUGGGUGGUGAGAACGGAUCAAGAUUUUAUGAUAGUGUAUACUGCUGGAAACCUGGCUGGCGUAGCUGGGUCCAAAGAAGGGAGAAAUUACCUGGAGAUACAGGAGGAGUUAGCCAGUUUGGAUGCACCACUCUAAAGUUCCCCAAAAAGCACAUUUUGACGCGUCUUCGGGCUGCUCAACAGAAACAGGGGAAGGAAAAAAGACCGAUCCGGUCGUGCAGAAUCAUGCGUAUCGAUAGGACAGGUCAGGAAGUGUAAUUUUUAGAGACAAAUUGGCAUUUCUCUCACCUAGACAUGUUUUUGCACCUAAUUUUACAUCUUCAAUCUUGGUUGAUGUCUUGAUGCUCUGGAAUCCUUUAUUUCAUUAUUGCAAGCUGAACAUAUGUUUUCAUUUCUAAAUAUUAACAAAAACAUAGGAUAUUUGUAAGAUCUCAGAAUGUUUAUCUCGUAAAGAUGCCAAGAGAGAUAAGUUGCAAGAUUUUCAGUGCAUUGCUGUGAUUCAAAGACUUUCUGAGGUUCAAGAGCAUUGAUAAAAAUUCUACACAGAUGCCCAAAUUUCUGCUUGAAAAUGUCUCAUCAUUAAGAAUUUGUUCUUGAACCACAACAAAAAUCCUUUUCUCUCUCUCUCUCUCUCUCUCUCUCUCUCUCUCUCUCUCAGUAAACUAGCUUAAAUUGUAUAUGAAAUAGAUAAAGGAAGAUUACUAGAAAAAGGCAAUUCAUUUUUUUUUUUUUUUUUUUGUGCUUUGUUAUCUCUUUAUGUUAUCACUGUGAUGCUGAAUAUACAGUUGAAUUCGAAAGUUUACAUACACCUUAGCCAAAUACAUUUAAACUCAGUUUUUCACAAUUCCUGACAUUUAUUUGUGGAAAACAUUCCCUGUCUUAGGUCAGUUAGGAUCACUACUUUAUUUUAAGAAUGUGAAAUGUCAGAAUAAUAGUAGAGAGAAUUAUUUAUUUCAGCUUUUAUUUAUUUCAUCACAUUCCCAGUGGGUCAGAAGUUUACAUACACUUUGUUAGUAUUUUGUAGCAUUGCCUUUAAAUUGUUUAACUUGGGUCAAACUGUUUGGGUAGCCUUCCACAAGCUUCUCACAGUAAGUUGCUGGAAUUUUGGCCCAUUCCUCCAGACAGAACUGGUGUAACUGUGUCAGGUUUGUAGGCCUCCUUGCUCACACACGCUUUUUCAGUUCUGCCCACAAAUGUUCUAUCGGAUUGAGGUCAGGGCUUUGUGAUGGCCACUCCAAUACCUUGACUUUGUUGCCCUUAAGCCAUUGUGCCACAACUUUGGAGGUAUGUUUGGAGUCAUUGUCCAUUUAGAACACCCGUUUGCGACCAAGCUUUAACUUCCUGGCUGAUGUCUUGAUAUUUUGCUUCAAUAUAUCCACAUAAUAUUCCUUCCUAAUGAUGCCAUCUAUUUUGUGAAGUGCACCAGUCCCUCAUGCAGCAAAGCACCCCCACAACAUGAUGCUGCCACCCCCAUCGUUCACGGUUGGGAUGGUGUUCUUCGGCUUGCAAGCCUCACCCUUUUACCUCCAAACAUAACGAUGGUCAUUAUGGCCAAACAGUAAAAAUAUUGUUUCAUUAGACCAGAGGACAUUUCUCCAAAAAGUAAGAUCUUUGUCCCCAUGAGCACUUGCAAACUGUUGUCUGGCUUUUUUAUGGUGGUUUUGGAGCAUUGGCUUCUUCCUUGCUGAGCAGCCUUUCAGGUUAUGUCGAUAUUAAACUUGUUUUACUGUGGAUAUAGAUACUUGUCUACCUGUUUCCUCCAGCAUCUUCACAAGGUCCUUUGCCAUUGUUCUGGGAUUGAUUUGCACUUUUUGCACCAAACUACGUUCAUCUCUAGGAGACAGAAUGCAUCUCCUUCCUGAGCGGUAUGAUGGCUGCGUGGUCCCAUGGUGUUUAUACUUGCGUACUAUUGUUUGUACAGAUGAACGUGGCACCUUCAGGCAUUUGGAAAUUGCUCCCAAGGAUGAACCAGACUUGUAGUGGGCCACAAUUUUUUUUAUGUGGUCUUGGCUGAUUUCUUUUGAUUUUCCCAUGAUUUCAAGCAAAGAGGCACUGAGUUUGAAGGUAGGCCUUAAAAUACAUCCACAGGUACACCUCCAGUUCAGUACACCUCCUAUCAGAAGCUAAUUGUCUAAAGGCUUGACAUCAUUUUCUGGAAUUUUCCAAGCUGCUUAAAGGCACAGUUAACUUAGUGUAUGUAAACUUCUGACCCACUGGAAUUGUGAUAUAGUCAAUUAAAAGUGAAACAGUCUGUCUGUAAACAAUUGUUGGAAAGAUUACUGAUGUCAUGCACAAAGUAGAUGUCCUAAACUACUUGCCAAAUCUAUAGUUUGCUAUCAUUAAAUCUGUGGAGUGGUUAAAAAAUGAGUUUUAAUGACUUCAACCUAACUGUAUGUACAUUUCCGACUUCAACUGUAGAUAUAGAAUGCUACUUACAAAAAUUUACCAUGGAAACCAUAGUUCCCACCAAAAUACUAUAGUUACUACAGUGUUACUUCUUUAUAAUCAUAAUAAAUUCAGAUUCAGAUUUCAGAAUCUCUCUGCCAUUUUAAUUAAAAAUGGAAGUUACCACAGUAUUAUUGUAAUAGCACUGUAAAGUGGUUUUUUUGUUUUUGUUUUUGUUUUUUUGUGGAAACCAUGGCUACCUUGGUAACAUCUUACCAUGUUCUUAUAAUGUUGCUUAACAGCAGUUAUCAUGUGGGUCAUUUGGAUGAUUUCUGAUCAGAUAUACUAUGUUGCAAACUCUUCUGUAACCCGAAAUUUUCGGAACUCUUGUUAACAAGAUGAACUAAUUAUGAAACACAAUUACAAUACCACCCUAAUUUGAUGCUGGAAUAUCUCACUCACACAUUGUUUUUUAUAGAUAUAAAUAUAUACUGUUCAAAACAGGACUUACAACACUUGCUCUUGGACUGAAAUUUCAGCCUUAAUUUCUGAACUAACAAUGAAAAAAUAAAUGAAUACAAACAACAUAAUAGCUACAAAUAACUUAUGCUGCAAUCCUUGUUUUGUAUGACUGCAUUUUGUAGUGUCCACCGUUGGAUGCUUUCGGAGCAUCUAUUUUAAUUUUUGGCUCUGAAUCUUUAGUUGUGGGAUGUUAUUAAUUCAUGCAGAAGGGCCCAACAAAGUUGCUGGCCACUUGGAGACAGAAGGUCAUUAGAUUGUGUGAUCCAGCAUAUCUCAAAGGUACUCCAAGUGUGACGGUCAGAAUAUUCCUUCAGCUCAACUCCAGGAGGUCCACUGCAGACUUUUGUUGGCCAUCGGACGGUGGCCAUCCAGGAGCAAUAGCCUUGCCUUAAGGUAGUAGUGACCACAGCAGUAUUGUGUGGCUUGCAUUUACCUGUUGUAGGGUCAGGUUAUGUUUCCUAACAUAGUUAUUGAUGAUUUAUCUGCAGUCAUCCCUAUAACACGCCUUGUUCAGCCUGCCCUCAGUGAUACUGGUCAGUAAAUAUAUCUGUAGUGGUUUAAUGACAUCUUACUUUUGCUGGUCAUCUCAUCUGAAAGUUUUUAACAAAUGAUUAUAAAAGAAACCAAAUGACUGCUUUUUGUAUGCUUUCAUUGUUUUGUUUUUUUUUUUUUCUCUAAAUUAUUGUAUUUCUAUCAUACAGCAAAAUGAUUUUCUCAGAGACAAAAGGACUCUCGAAUUUUCAUCCGAGGUCAAACAGGUCUGUUUGUUUUAAAAGACCUAAAAUUGUCAAAUAUUGAAAGCUAUUUGAAUGGAAAAUGAUCUGUGCUCUGGUUUGCAUUACAAUAAAUUGCAAGCAGAAGUUUGAUGUUUGUUUGUUUUUGUAAGAUACUUUUACAUUAAAAGUAGUGAUACUGUUACAUACCCAUGCAAAAUUAUUACCCAGAACUUAGGGACUCAACUGGCCUCUUUAAUUCACCCAUGCAUUCAUGACCUGAUCAUCCAUAGUAGAGUUUAUUCCUCCUCUUUUUAGUUUUUCCAUUUCAAUUGUGACUUUUUAUACAAGGUUAGAACUGAACUACUUUGAACUUUUUUGUGCUACAGGGAUAAGUAAAAGCAAGGACUCUUUAUGAAUUAUAUAUUUUGUACCCAUAAAUACUAAACAUGCUUUUCAAUUUUCAACAUUGGUGGCAAACACAAACCUAUCAAGCUCAUUUAAAGGGAUGGGUCACCCAAAAAUGACCAUUCUUUUAUCAAGUACAGCAUAACAGCACCCUCAUAUCAUUACAAACCCAUAUGAUUUUCUGUCUUCUGUGGGGAUGUUUGGCAAAAUGUUAGCACCUGUUAGCAUCUUAACUUUUAUUGCAUCUUUUUUUUCCAUAAAAUGAAUGUAAAUGGUACAUUCUGCCUAACAUCUCGUUUUGUAAAAUCAGUCAAACAGGUCAAAAAGUAAGUUAUACAGUUGUGGAACUAUAUGAGAGUAAAUGAUAAAUUAUGACAUUUAAUGAUCAAAUUGUUAAAGUCUUCCUUGAAUGGCAAUAAGUUAUAAGUAAUAAGUUAAUUAUUGUUGUUAGUAAUUGUCCUUCAUCAGCCUUUUUUCAUAUCGGCAAAGAUCAAGGAUUUUACCCUCAAGUCCUGUAAGGAGAAAAAUAUCCUCCAAAAGUUCUUCAGCCCUGGUGUUGCAAACAAGUCCUGUCACAAUCAGCAUUGUGUCAGCCUGUCUUGAAAAAUGGAAAACUCUACAGAGAGACAUGUAACCAACAAUCCAGCUGACAUCAGUGUGAUCGUUUGCUAUUUUGUGGUGGUUAUUGCAGUAGGAAUUUGGGUUAGUGAAAAUGUUUUUGUGUCUCUAUUGAAGUGAUGUAUAGCUGUUUAUGAAUGGUUUAAUGAAUGUAAAACAAAAUUUGGAUGCUGACAAUGGUAAAACUGAUUUCAAUUUCAAUAGAAGCUUUACAUCUUUUCACUUUGUCUUAGUCAACGUUUAGGACAAAUCGUGGCACAGUGGGUUACUUCCUUGCAGGUCGGACCAUGUUGUGGUGGCCUGUGAGUCUUGAAUUUUUCAUUCUGUUUUUUUUUUUAGGUUUGUUUGUCAUUUAAAGGGAUAGUUCACUCCAAAAUGGAAAUUCUGCAUCAUUAACUCAUUUUCACAUUGUUGCAAACCUUCCUUUCUUCUGUGGAACAUGAAAAGAGAUGUCAGGCAAUUUUAUUGUAUGGAAAAAAAUAUGUAAUGACAAUGAAUGGCAACAAGGCUAUCAUUCUGCCAAAUAUCACCUUUUGUUCCACGGAAGAAAGUAAGUCACUCAUGAUUUUCCAAAUCACUUUAAGUAAAUGACAGAAUUUCCAUUUUGGGUGAACUAUCUCUUUAAAUACUGUAUACACUGUAAAAAUUACCAUAAUUUUAAUGGUAAAAGAAUGUAAAAAUGCUACAGAAAAAAAAAAAAAACAUGAAUUGGCUAACGGGGAGUUACCUUAACAUAUAUAGUAAAAAAAAAAAAAAAAAAAGGCAAUAUAUUUAACAAGACAAUACAUGUAAUUUAACAGUAAAAAUGUUUUUUUAGGAAUUCAAAGUAAGAUUUUACAGUAUAAUUAACAGUAAAAAAAAAAAAGUAUAUUAUGUUUAAGAAGAGAAUAUGUGUACUUUUUAUGCUAAACUAUUGUUACGGUGAAAAACAACAAACGGGUGUUUCCAGAAGUCCCUGCUUGACCCAUCUCAUUUCAAUUUAUUUUAUGGUGCUAGUUAUAUUUCUUAUAUUUAAUAUCAUUUAUGUGCAUUUGGAUGUUUUGUGUUAUUUAUGUAGUUUAGUUAAUGUUAAUUGCAUUAUUUUAGUGUCACUAUCCUGAUGGUGUUUUGUGUUUGCUUGAGUAAUACUGUCUCUACAUGUGUAUUAAUUAUUGCUCCUGAAAGGGUCACUCUUGAUGAACUUUGUCAUCAUGUG
This is a messenger RNA of Myxocyprinus asiaticus (Chinese sucker), 8031 nucleotides long. RefSeq names its product kelch-like protein diablo. NCBI's taxonomy places the organism in Eukaryota, Metazoa, Chordata, Actinopteri, Cypriniformes, Catostomidae. Bases 463 to 2448 code for a protein of 661 amino acids. The record is from RefSeq and is a predicted model, not a curated record. Gene Ontology annotation, molecular function: protein binding. The transcript has 5 exons.